Messenger RNA from Verticillium nonalfalfae, 669 nucleotides. RefSeq names its product tetrahydrofolate synthase. Gene Ontology annotation, biological process: purine nucleobase biosynthetic process. The record is from RefSeq and is a predicted model, not a curated record. The transcript has 2 exons. NCBI's taxonomy places the organism in Eukaryota, Fungi, Ascomycota, Sordariomycetes, Glomerellales, Plectosphaerellaceae. Bases 1 to 669 code for a protein of 222 amino acids. Gene Ontology annotation, molecular function: ATP binding; metal ion binding; phosphoribosylamine-glycine ligase activity.
AUGGCCCCCAACGUUUCCAACGUGGAACAUGCCGACAUGCACGACUUCAAGGGGCUUGUGGCCUUGGCCCGGGCGUUGGCGGUUGAACUCAUCCGGCCUGGUCCUGGCGACGUUGUCGUCGAGGGCAUUGCUGACGUUUUCGAACCGGCCGGCAUCCCUUGUUUUGCACCAUUAAAAGCUGCCGCGAAGCUGGAGGGGUCAAAGACGCUUGCAAAAGACUUCAUGAGACGUUACAAUAUACCCACGGCAGAGUACCGCAACUUUAACACCUAUGAGCACGCAAGAGACUAUCUUUCUUCUAUCAACCACCGCGUGGUGAUCAAGGUAUCCGGUCUUGCUGCUGGAAAAGGAGUCGUUCUCCCAGAGGUGCAGGAAGAAGCCAAGCGAGAGCUCCGCGAGAUGAUGGUCGACAACAAGUUGGGGCUCCAAGAAGUCGUCAUCCAGGAGUUCCUCUCGGGUGACGAGAUAAACGUCCUCACGUUCUGUGACGGUCACAAUUUCAGGUCGUUGCCACCGGUUCAGGGUCAUAAAAAGAUUUUCGAUGGUUCGAAGGGUCCGAAUACCGGGGGCAUGGGGUUUUAUGGACCAGUGGACUUUGUGUCACGCGGACUGAUGGCUCAGAUGGAGAAGGACUUAAUCGUCCCUACCCCUUCACGGGCUGCAAUAUGA